AUCCCGCACGUAAACACACAAGUUCAGUGGACGAUUUUUCGGUUUGGGAUUUUUAACUGGAGUUCAGUCAAGAGGUGCAUCAUAUUUCUACGUAGUGUCAAAACAAUGUGUGUAAAGAGUAUGUUAUAAUAUUAUACAAAGGAGUCUAUGACACCUAGUCAAUGGUAAAACUGUGGAAUUUGGUGACAUUUUGUUCAUCGGCAGUGAUUUACUCUGCAGUUUAAAGAUGUUGGUUUUUUCCACGACAUCUGUAGUGCUUUUUCAACUUCUGGUUGGUCAAAUUUUCGCAAAUUUUGAUUGCGAACCUACGAAUUUUCUUUCUCGUACAUGUAAUACAGAAAUGAAGUGCAUCUACGAUGAAGUUUUUGAAGGCUCAAUCAUGUCUUGCAGAUGCAAGGUGGUCAUCACCGCCGUUUCUUUGCCUUCCAAUUCGUUGAAUUAUGAUCUCUUUGGCAAAAUUUGUUCACGACACAGGGGUAGGGUAGAACAACUACAAAUAAAUGACGCUGAACUAGAAUCGAUCGAUGAUGAAAUCUUUCAAAACUAUCCAAAUUUGAAAUCCGUGAAUUUGGGAGGGAACCAGAUGAAGCUAAAUUUUUCAGAUAAAGCCGAAGGAAUAACGGAACUGGAUAUCAGUUUUAAUGAGAUCGUUUUAUUGAGAUCAAGCACUUUUAAUAGUUUGAGAUUUUUGAAAGUUUUGAAUAUGUCGUUCAAUCGUUUGGAAGAAAUCAACGAUCUGUUUGUAAAAUUACAUGAACUAGAGGAACUGUAUCUAAAUAAUAACCGACUGACUAUUGUCAGAUAUAGUGACUUUAAUCGUCUUCAGAAAUUGAGAAUUUUGAAUUUAGCUCACAAUAGUCUUGCCUCUUUUGACGGUCAGUUAAUCUUGCCGAGUUUGCAAGAGUUGUAUUUGAAUAAUAACAAAUUGGUAAAUCUUAGGCGAUACGAUUUUAGGAAUGUACCAAGUUUGAGAGUUUUAAGUCUUGCUGGUAAUUUAAUGAGUCUUAUUGACGAAACAAGAGGACGUGGUAAGUUUCAAGAUCCACAAACUACAGAAUCUUCAUCGAGAAGUAAUCAACAAGGAGACAAUUCAAAAUCGCCUAGUGCUGGUUUCUUCUUCUUCACGAUUCCCCAGAAUGGACAGAAUUUCAAUAAUAAUAAUCCUUUUCAGUUUACAAAUCAAAAUAACAAUUCUUAUUUUAAUUUGGGACAUAAUUUUCUGCGCUCAAAUCAACGAAAGACUCAAAACGUUAAUUCAAAUUUUAAUUUUUUCCAAAUUUUGAAUGAGAGUAUAUUGGAAAACCAAAGAGCAUUAGUCAAGAAUCAACAGAAUUUUGCUAGUUAUCUUACAGGUAAAAAUGAUGAAAGUGAUCAGUUAAUGGUUAGACCACAAAUAGCUUCAAACGAAAGUUUCGUGAAUGCUUGGACCAAAUUACAGGAUCUGAAUCUAGCAGAAAAUAAAAUCACGUUUUUCCCUGACGACUUCUUUGAUAAUUUAGUGGAAUUACGAAAAUUAAAUGUUUCUCAUAAUGAACUGACGACGUUCGAUUUGAUGAAAAUUACUAGGAGUACCAAACUGACACUUCUUGAUAUCAAACGGAACCGCUUAAAUGGGUUAAAUUUGGAAUUAUUCAAAGACAAAUGGCCUGUGCUGAAAGUGAUCGAUUUGGAUUUAAAUUUAGUUAAUUGUGAUGAAAGCCUCGAUAUAUUGGAUUACUUUAAAGGGAGUGGAAUCGUAUUAAAAGGUUGUCUUAGUACAGGGUGUUGUGGAAGAAUUUUCGGACUGGAGUAGUUACACUAGGAUUUUAUAUAUAUAUGCUUGUACGA
Messenger RNA from Zophobas morio, 1827 nucleotides. RefSeq names its product insulin-like growth factor-binding protein complex acid labile subunit. Gene Ontology annotation, molecular function: protein binding. The coding region runs from base 227 to 1792 and encodes 521 amino acids. Lineage: Eukaryota; Metazoa; Arthropoda; Insecta; Coleoptera; Tenebrionidae. The record is from RefSeq and is a predicted model, not a curated record. The transcript is spliced from 2 exons.